UAGACCCAGUGCUGCACGCCUCUUGCCGCCGUCGACUUCAGCAAUCUGCUCGCUGACGCUAAGCAGCUCCAGCUCUGCUUAUCCCGUCGACGGCACAAUCAGCACCCUUUUUCUUCCACACAUACACACAAACCUCACAUGAUGGUUUCGGCCAGCAUCGUCAGCGCCUUCGCGGCCGCUGCCGUGUUCUCCGUCGCUACUGCACAGCAAGCUUCAUCAGUAGUGUCAAUUCCCACACCUACCGUCACACUGCCGGCGAAUGCCAUGACUGCUAUCGGAUGCUUCGAGACUUCGGUUCCGCUCAUAGACCAUGGUUCCUACCUGUACCAGUCGCCUGGAAACUGCCAGCUCAUCUGCAUCAUGUUGAACAAGCCCGUCAUGGCCCUGUCCGAUGGCGAAAGGUGUUAUUGCGGAGACCUGAUUCCUCCCAAGAAGGCUCAAGUCGACAACUCUUCUUGCGAUACCGACUGCAGGGGAGACGAUAGAAAUAAAUGCGGUGGGCCUUCCAAAUAUUUCGUCUCGCUAUCGGGAACCACGAAGAACAGAAUCGAAAACUUCGACCCCGACAAGGUCUCGUCCAGCUCGACAAGCACCACUCAGCCACCUCCAACUUCUGCACCGCCCAACACUGCCAGCGCCACUCCGACCGAGCAACCCAAAAGCUCCGGACCUAACAAGGCGGGCAUUGCGGCCGGUGUGGUAGUUGGUGUUGUAGCGUUAGCCGCAAUCGUUGGUGGCGUCCUCUAUUUCCUCCGCCAGAAGAAACGACGCGAGUUGGAGGAGGAGCACCGCCGCCAGGCCGCGGUCAACUCAUUCGUUUCCGGGGGUAAGGGUCACAGCAGUGCCGCAUCCAUGACGGAUUCCCGCCUAGAUCCAGACUUCAUGAACCGGAGAUACAGCAAUGGCAGUAUUGCAGACAACGAGGACUAUUCCAGACGGAUUCUGAAGGUAUCUCCACUCCAUCAAAAUGAGAUGCGUGUUUCUGCUGCUAACUCAGACAUUAGGUGACCAACGCAUAGUGGAGGUAUCGAUGACUGUCCGACGCGACGUCGAUUCUCUACCCUUCGGCACGGAUUCAGCUCGUCGCUUCCAUCCCAACAUCGCCCGUAACGUUCCGGGUAAACCUUGACGAGAGAGAGUUUAGCUAGUGUAGCACCUUGGGCAUCAUCACAGUGAUAUGCGCAGACUGCGGGUUGUGAUUGCUUUGGCUCU
This is a messenger RNA of Westerdykella ornata, 1212 nucleotides long. RefSeq lists its product as uncharacterized. The transcript has 2 exons. The record is from RefSeq and is a predicted model, not a curated record. Bases 139 to 1008 code for a protein of 289 amino acids. Lineage: Eukaryota; Fungi; Ascomycota; Dothideomycetes; Pleosporales; Sporormiaceae.